CAUUACUUUUCAUCAGUAGCGUCGCGCUGAAAAUCGAAGAAGUGCGUCUUGAUUGAGUGUUGAAGAAACAAAAAGCAAUGACGGAGAUCUCUGAAAGAUAUGUGGAACAGUUCACGACUACCAUUGAAACGCUGCGUCGUCGUGUCAUUGCAUAUUACGAUGGAAUUUUUUAUUUGGGACGAAAAGUGGAGAAAGCUGCAGAACGUUUGAAAGAAGUCGCUGAGCCAGCUGCUUAUGAUGCUCGAGACUAUGUGAAUCAGUCACUGGCAGAGAAUAGUCCAUUGGAAGUGAUUGAUACAGAGACGAAGAAUAGCUUGGUUGAGAUGUAUCUUGGAAUCUCAGUCAUUUUGAUUGGUUUGGCUGGAGGUCAACUCUCCGGUGCAUAUGCAUUGACUCCACUUAUUCAAUACGUCUUCGAUACUUCUGUCGUUUCUCUGAUCCUUGCUGCAUUGCCAGUUUACAUCUACUACAGUAUUCGCAAGAAUUCCAGUUUGGAUGACACUGAAAGACGUAGUAUUCUAUUCUCCUCAACUCUAUUCUUCGGAAUCUUCAGUGGAUAUCUUUUUGGUCCACGUAUGCUUUCACUUGCUCCAACAACUAUUUUCCUUCCACCAUUCAUGUUUGCUUUGUUGUUCGACAAUGGAAUUCUUCCGACGCCUUUGGUUUCUCUCAAUCGUCAAAGUUUCUUCAUCGCUUUUGCUUCCAUCAGCGUCUUCAUUACCACUUUCCUUGCAUCAAUCGUCUUGGGUAGUUUCUCUAUUGUGAUUUCGCUGUUCAAUAUCGUUCACGUCACUGGUCUCUACAUUCACUUCCAGGUGAUUAUGCAAUUUGUGAAGGACAAAAACUUCCUCGUUGGAGAGAGUCAAGCAAUCUACAUCGGUGUAUCGAUUUUGUCGCAGUUCAUCUUCACAAUGGUUCUUGGAUACAACCCAGAAGCUACGAAGAAGUAGACGUUUUACAGAACAAGAUUCUGGAACAAAUACCAUGUUAAUAAAUGUUUCCUUUAA
Molecule: messenger RNA, 1007 nt
Organism: Caenorhabditis elegans
Lineage: Eukaryota; Metazoa; Nematoda; Chromadorea; Rhabditida; Rhabditidae
Gene: spe-46
Exons: 7
Coding region: 78-950 (290 amino acids)
Source: RefSeq, marked reviewed